Messenger RNA from Caenorhabditis angaria, 584 nucleotides. Lineage: Eukaryota; Metazoa; Nematoda; Chromadorea; Rhabditida; Rhabditidae. The record is from the annotation of a GenBank genome assembly.
AUGGAAUCACUCGAUAAUGUGGUUUGCAAAGUCUGCAAUGCGUCCUCACCUUCGGAGUCCAUGAGAAAGUGUACUGUUUGCCUCAAAUCAUGGCAUGUAUCAUGUGGUCAGCAAAGAGUCUUCACAACUGCAAGCGGUUAUAUGCUUUGCGACCCAUGCGCCUUGAAAGGUGACAAAGAACGAGUUAGUUUCUUUUAUCGAUUUGAAAAUUGGAAGUCUUAAAUUAUUUAUUCGAAUAAUGGAAGAUUUUUGAUGAAAAAAAAUAUGAUCGAGAAAAUAUAACCAAUUUUUUAUAAUAAAACAACAUUUCACCUACCUGUUUCAAACUACAUUUUGCAGAGAGAAAGAAAACGAGCGGAAUUGGCAAGAAAGAAGGUUUGUGAAUAUAUAUACAUUUUCAAUACACGAAACUCAUUGAUUCAUUUCAGGCCAACGCUGCAAAAAAGGCGAAUGGACAGGUUCAAAAGAAAACUUGUACUGGUCUUGAAAAGGUAUGCUGCAAUUGAACAAAAAAUUUUGAAAAAUUAAGAUAUUAUUAAAACUUUCUUCAGAAGCCAUCGACCAGAAAAUCAAAGAACCAAUAA